CUUGAAUUUAUUUGAAGAAAAAUUUCGUUACAGUUGUGUUUUGUUCUUUUGUCUAAUUUUUUUAAUUUUAUAUAACUUUUACAAGUGAUAUUAUUAUAUUUCUUCAUUUCUUACAUUUCAUGCGUUCCCAUUACUUAUUUUUUCAAAAGAUUUUAAUUUUCUUAAUGAUCAGCAUUCACGUUAUUCAUUGGUGAACAACAAGUUCAAGUUUAUCUCGUAAAUUCAGAGAAUGGAUUCAAGAAAUCUCAAGCAUGCAUCAAGUUCUUUGUUAAAUUCUGAAAAAGAUGACACUCUUGGUCUCUUGAAUAUGGAAAAUUUGCGUGUUUUCGGUGAAACAUCAAGAAAUUCAUCAAUGAACAGAGACAAAAUCAAUGAACGUUUAAAACAGGAACGUGCCAAAGCAAUGGAAACAUUACAAAAGGCUUCGCAGGGUGUUUUCAAGCAUCCAAAUCCAAAACAGCUAAGUUUGGGGAACAAAGAAAACGAGUCCAAUAUUACAAGGACACCUGUUCUUGAUCGCACCGAUUAUGUUCCAUAUCGUGGUCUUAAAAGCAUCAAUAUAACCGAUCUAGCUGUUGACAAAACAAUCCACUUGGAAUCUUCCGAUAUUAAAUCAUCAGCAUCUAAGAAUUCAGUUAACAAAAUAUCAUUUGAGCCCUCUGAAAUGACUGGUAGAUCCACAGCUUUUUCUCGAGAUCUCGGCAAGCAGAAAAAUAAUCGCCAUAGCUUGUUGUCGGUGGAAGAGAUUUUAGCGAGUAGCUCUGCAGCAAGUGUCCGUAGUUUGUGUGAUUCAUUACGUGAAAGCUAUGGUGGAAAUAAUAGCAUGAGCCUGCCACGUACAGCAGAUAUGUCCAAAACCACCCAGGAAUCUCUGUAUUCUGGUGACACAGACCAAGGAGGAUUUUCAUUCUCCAAUGCCAUGCGUGCUGAUGAAAGUUGUUUUGGCUCGGAACAUUUUGCUCCAGCCGAACUAAUGCAUUCAAAGUUAAUGAACGAUGAAAAGUUGUGGGCCCAAGAGUUUGCUGCUAUUCCUGAAAAGGCAUUAAGUGAUUCGCAUGUUAAGAAUCAAAGUAAAAUUCACGGUGAUACGUUGUUAACUUCUAUGAUGUCAAAUGGCGUGAAUGAUCCAGAUUUUUCACUUGGCAACUAUUUUGGUCAACAAUCUGAAGAUCUUUGGAAUAUCGUUCACGCUAAAAGUCCAGUUAAAGGUCGUCCCCCGGUGGCUUUGGUAGAUGCAACCAUAACUGAAACGGAUUCGAUAAAUGAGUCAACAACUCCAAAGCCAGAUAAUAAAGGUUAUAGCAGCCAUCAAACGAAUAGGACGUCAAUAGAUCUAUCAAAGAAGCAUGAGAGUAAGGACUCAGGAAAUGCCACAGAUAGUUCGUAUUUGCUGAGUGUUUCAGCGAUUGAAAGAGCUUUGGUUGAUAUGCAAACUGAAGAUUCGGAUGGAUCGGUGGUAAAUCGUCUCCUAAUGGCUAAGAAAACAAGAAGCUGCAUGAAUCCAUAUCGUGAACAAGUACAAGAAAAGUCCACCGCUAGAAUGCUUUCAUUGGGUGGAGCUAUUGAAAGAACAGCAUUGGCAAAUAAUACAAAAGCAGAGACUAUUUUUGAAAAUAAAGAAAACUACGAUCCGCAGGAGAUGAAAACAACAAAGUAUUCCGACACAAUGAGUUUUACGGAUUCGUUGUUAAAUAGCUCUGAUAUGAAAAAGUUUGAGAGAAGCAGUUUGGAACGAUCCCCAUUGCAACCUAUUGAGAUAAGCAAUCCAACUAUAACUGUUGAUGAAGCUGCUGAUUUUGGUGAUUUAGAUGAGCAUCCCUCAUUAUUGGAGAAAGAAUCAACUCGUAAAAUUCGUCGUCAUAAGACUACUCGCGAUUUAAGUCCAUCAUCGACCGAUUCUAAUUUCGACAUACCCAAUCAAUAUCUAGAUCGUAAACAAAAACGAAGUCGAUCAGGUUCCCGCAAUGAAGAGAAAAGAGAAAGAAGUGUAUCAAAAGAGAAACGCUCCACAGAAAAAUCCCAGCCAAUGUCUCUCUCAUCGACACGCAACGAACCUGAUGAAAUGUCAUCGCCAAAUCCAUCCAAAUCAUCUUCGCUUUUUCGAAAGCGACGUAGCCCAUCUCCAGCAUUCUUCGAUUCUCCAAUAUCAUCACCAAGAAGCUGUCUAUCAUCACAAGUCUCUUCGCCCACAUUCACAGGACAUUCUCCCCUACUCGAUAAUACCACAAACUCAGAUCGUCGCUAUCUCGUUGGAACAGUUUCAUCUCCAGACUGUGGAAAAUUCUCACUUCCAAGCUAUGGUCUGGUAACCAAGACUACUUCGACUGGUUCGGUGAAAGGUCGCAGUACAUCGCGUUGUUCCAAUUCAAGUGAAUUCAGUCAUCGUGAUGGUAAAUUGAUUCCAUUGAAAGUGACAUGUCUUCAGUUGUCUUGGGGAAGCAUACGACUGCGCAAGAAUGCCAACAAAUCAAUGCAAAUCAAGAACACAUCAGACAAAAGGCUGAUAAUUAAAGUAGACGUCUCGGGUCCAGGCUUUCAAAUUGUCAACAAUCAGGGAAAUCUAAUAACUCUUCAAUCUCAGGAAUGUCGGUCGGUUAGCUUAAAUUUCUGCCCAACAGUUAUUGGUGCGGCUGUUGGGGUUUUAUCUUUCAGUGCUCCAAAUAGCCCGGCAAGUCAAACUUAUUUGGAUGUCCCUCUUUAUGGCUAUGGAGGCACAGCCAGUCUCAUUCCACAAAAUAUACUCAGAGGUCCCAUUGGUGCCCCCUUCCUGACUAUGGGUGACUUGAAGGACUUAUCAGGACCAUUAGAGAAAACUUUUAAAAUCUACAAUAAGGGUCCUUUACAUGGCUUCGCUGUGAUAAUAAUUGAUUCCUUCGGUUUGGAUAUGCCUCGACUACGUGAUGCCAUUGAAGUUACACCCAAUAAAGUAAUUAUUCCACCCGAGGGUAUCGUCAACAUACGUGUCACUCUGAAACCACGUCGGGAUGACAUUAAAAAAAUCAUAAAAAAGAUCUCGGAUGUCCUAGCUCUUGCCAAUAUGCGAAUUAUUUGUGGAGAUGAACCAUCCCGUCAGAGAAUUCGUAAUCUAAUUCGUACCAUGAAAGAGGAAGACAAAUCAAAGUUUACCUCCAAAUCGCUUGACAGAGUUUGGGCUAGUUUCCCAGGUGAGAAGCCAGUCGAUGAUUUGGAAACUUUGAAGGAAAAAUCAGAGGUAGCUUUGGAUAUGAUUUCAUCGUUGCGCAUCCAUGAAAUAGCUCUCACACUGAAUCAUUAUAAAUUGGAUGAAACAGCAGAUUCAACUUUGGUCUUCCCGGAUGCCGAUGAAACCGUGGUUUUUCGUACAUUUUGUUCCACUUCACCCACACAAAUGUUAGAUCCUGUCGAUGAAGAGCAAGAGCAAACGUCCGAGUCGUGGUCGGUUAGACCGAAUGUAUUACAAUUUGAACCUCCUAUGAGAUUUGUUGUCAAAAAUGACUCACAUAAGAGGAAACUUUUCGAAAUUUCUUGCAACUAUGAUUUGUUUAGAUUUAAACCGUCCAAUGGAUAUGUAGACGCUGGCAAGGAGAUGGAAGUAGAAGUUUUGAGUCAAAGUGAGAAGCCAGGAAUGUUGCCCAAUGAUGAAAUAUAUAUUUAUGUCUACAAUCAAAAUGAAAGAGUUUCCAUACCAGUUAAAGUAAACAAGAACUAUUUCCCAUGGAAUCGCAGAUAGAAUCUGUUUUUAUAUUUAAUACUAUUUUCGAUUAAAUGUUUUGUGUAAUACUUUUUACUUUUUAUUGAUAUUGAUUUGCAUUGUUUUUGUGUACUUAAAUGAAAUAAAGUUAUUGCAUAAAG
This is a messenger RNA of Episyrphus balteatus (marmalade hoverfly), 3831 nucleotides long. RefSeq lists its product as uncharacterized. The record is from RefSeq and is a predicted model, not a curated record. The coding region runs from base 230 to 3709 and encodes 1159 amino acids. The transcript has 7 exons. NCBI's taxonomy places the organism in Eukaryota, Metazoa, Arthropoda, Insecta, Diptera, Syrphidae.